GAUACCGCGCGCUGUGCGGCGGCGAGCGAGAGCAGCUCGUGUACGUACCACGAUGACGGUGCCCGUGUUUUCGGCGCUGUACAGGCGCAUUAUCGGCUUCUGUGACCCCCGCGUGCCGACCCGACUUCGACCCCUGUGGGAGCACCCUUGCGGACCGAAGACGGUCUUCUUCUGGUCACCUUUACAGAAAUGGUGCCUGGUGUUAGCAGGCCUGUCCGACACGCUUACACGACCUCCUGAGAAGAUGAGCAUCAGCCAGGCCGGCUCACUCGCCUGCACCGGCUACAUUUGGGCCAGGUACUCGCUGGUCAUCAUACCGAAAAACUGGAGCCUGUUCGCCGUUAACUUCUUUGUCGGUCUAUCGGGCACCUUUCAGCUGGCCAAGGUGAUAAGGUACCAGAUGUCGUUGAAGAACGCUCCGGCGGCAGCCCCGGCGGCCAACUGAUUGUACGUCCCGACCGGACCCGCUGGCGGUCCGCUGCCAGUGCGGCAGCCUCGGUCGGGUCCAGCCACCCGCUGGCGCCCCGACCGGACCCACUGGCGGCCCGCUGCCAGUGCGGCAGCCUCGGUCGGGUCCAGCCACCCGCUGGCGUCCCGACCGGACCCACUGGACGGUCCGCUGCCAGUGCGGCAGCCUCGGUCGGGUCCAGCCACCCGCUGGCGCCCCGACCGGACCCACUAGCGGCCCGCUGCCAGUGCGGCAGACUCGGUCGGGUCCAGCCACCCGCUGGCGCCCCGACCGGGCCCGCUGACGCCCGCUAUCAGAGCGGCAGCCUCUGUUGGGUCAGCCGGCGUCCCGAGCGGCCCGCGAAGCCCGGCCGCCCCGUUCUCGACCGUAUAGCCAAACCGGGCGUGUGUCCUACAAACGGCUGCUGACAAAUAGGUGUCUGGAUUGAAGUUCCCUUAACACAAUUUUUCAUUUGGGCAUGGCAUGUUUUUUCGUAGUACUAUGUCGCAAUGUCCUGACAACGACCAAACCCACCUACAGUCCGGUUAGCUACAUGGAAUGACAGCCAGCAAAAUAACACCGAAUAGUGCAGAUCGAUUAAACUCGUUUCGUUAAGUGAGCAUGUGUGUCGUGCGAACACUCCUGUGCACCAAUGUGCAUGCGUAUAAUGUGGUUGUUCCAAGCGGUCUAUUGAUCGCAAUAGCUGGAACUGGGUGCAUAGCGUGCAUGUAAUAAAGAUGUCGGGCUUCUACCAGCGCAGCCGAUUAGGUCGUAAAUGUAGGCGCAAUAAACUGCUGGACGCAUGAAA
Molecule: messenger RNA, 1256 nt
Organism: Pollicipes pollicipes
Lineage: Eukaryota; Metazoa; Arthropoda; Thecostraca; Pollicipedomorpha; Pollicipedidae
Product: mitochondrial pyruvate carrier 2
Exons: 5
Coding region: 53-445 (130 amino acids)
Biological process (GO): pyruvate import into mitochondria
Cellular component (GO): mitochondrial inner membrane
Source: RefSeq, a predicted model, not a curated record